Messenger RNA from Zea mays, 1804 nucleotides. RefSeq lists its product as uncharacterized. Gene Ontology annotation, molecular function: O-acetyltransferase activity. Lineage: Eukaryota; Viridiplantae; Streptophyta; Magnoliopsida; Poales; Poaceae. The coding region runs from base 377 to 1570 and encodes 397 amino acids. Gene Ontology annotation, cellular component: Golgi apparatus. The record is from RefSeq and is marked validated. The transcript is spliced from 4 exons.
CCAAUAAAAUGCUCAGCUCCACUGACGAAAGCUUGCCGGUGUCGUCCUGCCCACGCGACGCGAGAGCGGGAGCGGUGGGUCGAGGGACGAGCUGGACCCCGCCGCUAGUCCCCUACCCCUGCCUGCUCCCCCCCGCCUGCCCCGUGUUUAUAUCUGCCGCGCCGCACAGGGAGAGAGUCGAGUCCAGCUCGGCAGGUCAGUCAGUAGUGGAUAGCUCCGCUCGCGGUCGCGGGCGGCUCGAGUCGCACCCCAGAUCCCAAUGCGCCCCGCCGCGCCGCUCUAGGCCGCGGAACGGAAGCUAGGUGCGUCACACGCCGGGGCCGGUCGCGGUCACCGGACCGGACGCACAGGGGCGCCGUACGUGCAGUCAUCGGCCAUGAAGGUCCUCGUCGUCGCCGUGCUGGCGCUCGUCGCCGCCGCCGCCGCCGCCGCCGCCGCCGCCGGUCAGGGCGAGGAGGGGGGCGGGCCGCCGCUGCCGUUCGCGGUGGGCGCGGCGCCGGCGGGCUGCGACGUCGCGCAGGGCGAGUGGGUGCGCGACGACGACGCCCGCCCAUGGUACCAGGAAUGGGAGUGCCCCUACAUCCAGCCGCAGCUGACGUGCCAGGCGCACGGCCGCCCCGACAAGGCGUACCAGAGCUGGCGCUGGCAGCCGCGGGGCUGCUCGCUGCCCAGCUUCAACGCGACGCUGAUGCUGGAGAUGCUGCGGGGGAAGCGGAUGCUGUUCGUGGGUGACUCGCUGAACCGGGGGCAGUACGUGUCCCUCCUCUGCCUCCUGCACCGGGCCAUCCCCGACGGCGCCAAGUCGUUCGAGACGGUGGACUCGCUGAGCGUCUUCCGGGCGAAGAACUACGACGCCACCAUCGAGUUCUACUGGGCGCCGAUGCUGGCCGAGUCCAACUCCGACGACGCCGUGGUGCACUCCGCCGACGACCGCCUCAUCCGCGGCGCGCCCAUGGACAGGCACUCCAGCUUCUGGAAGGGCGCCGACGUCCUCGUCUUCAACUCCUACCUCUGGUGGGUCGCCGGGGACAAGAUCCAGAUCCUAAGGGGCGCCGACAACGACCCGAGCAAGGACAUCGUGGAGAUGAAGUCGGAGGAGGCCUACCGGCUGGUGCUGCACCAGGUGGUCCGGUGGCUGGAGCGCAACGUGGACCCCGUCAAGUCGCGGGUGUUCUUCGUCACCGCUUCGCCGACGCACACGGACGGCAGGGCGUGGGGCGACGACGACGCGGAGGGCAGCGGCAACUGCUACAACCAGACGUCGCCGAUCAGCGCCGCCUCGUCCUACCGUGGCGGCACGAGCCAGGAGAUGCUGCGCGCGACGGAGGAGGUGCUGGCCACGUCGCGGGUGCCCGUCGGGCUGGUCAACAUCACGCGGCUGUCCGAGUACCGCCGGGACGCGCACACGCAGACCUACAAGAAGCAGUGGGUGGAGCCGACGGCCGAGCAGCGCGCCGACCCCAGGAGCUACGCCGACUGCACGCACUGGUGCCUCCCCGGCGUGCCGGACACGUGGAACGAGCUGCUCUACUGGAAGCUCUUCUUCCCCAGCAACGAUCAGGUCCUCUGAUGGUGCAUUGGUGCCUGCAUACAUACGCCUGGAAACCAACUGCUAGGGGCUAGCCCAAAGAAAAUGUGUCUAGAUGAACAAAGACAUGGGGUUCAAAUGUUUUGUUUUGAUUUCGGAUAUGGACGCUGUCGAUGCUCUUGUUCUCUGUGGAAUUCUUCUUACCAACUGUGCCUCCCAUAUAUACAUCACUACUGAUACUAGAAUCUAUGCUGAUAUUUUCUUUCGUUAAAAAAA